Messenger RNA from Erigeron canadensis, 2689 nucleotides. RefSeq names its product pre-mRNA-splicing factor ATP-dependent RNA helicase DEAH10. The transcript has 13 exons. Gene Ontology annotation, cellular component: intracellular anatomical structure; nucleolus. The record is from RefSeq and is a predicted model, not a curated record. NCBI's taxonomy places the organism in Eukaryota, Viridiplantae, Streptophyta, Magnoliopsida, Asterales, Asteraceae. The coding region runs from base 83 to 2293 and encodes 736 amino acids. Gene Ontology annotation, biological process: positive regulation of transcription by RNA polymerase I. Gene Ontology annotation, molecular function: ATP binding; RNA binding.
UUUAACAAGGCAUAAAACCCUCUUUCUUUGUGGUCCUAAUAAACAAAAACCCUUUCCUUUUGUUGUUGGUUGGGGUUCUUCAAUGGCUAACAAUAACCACAGAGGAGGAAGAAGAUCAAACUUCAACAACAACAACAGAAGAAAUCACUCCAACUUCAAUCCCAGCAACAGAAGAAAUCACCAACCUAAACUCCCUCUUCAUUCCAAUCAAAAUUCAGACUUACUCACCGGGAAACACAAACUUGACUUACAAAGAAGAUCCUUACCUAUUGCUUCAGUUGAGACAAGGCUUGUCGAAGAAGUCCGAAAAAAUGAUACCUUGAUUAUUGUUGGUGAAACCGGUAGUGGCAAGACCACACAGUUACCCCAGUAUUUGUACAAAGGAGGAUUUUGUAACAAUGGGGGAAUAAUUGGAAUAACUCAACCAAGACGUGUUGCUGCAGUAACCGUUGCAAAACGUGUUGCUGAAGAAUUUGGUGAUAAGUUGGGCCAAAAAGUUGGUUACUCCAUUAGGUUUGAAGAUGUCACAUCCAUCUCCACACGGAUUAAGUACAUGACUGAUGGACUCCUAUUAAGGGAAGCACUUUUGGACCCGUAUCUCUCAAGGUACUCGGUAAUAGUCGUUGAUGAAGCUCAUGAAAGGACGGUGCAGACUGAUGUGUUGCUAGGUUUGCUGAAAGAUGUACAAAAGAAGAGAUCUCAAAGUUUUAAUGGAUCUAAUAGUGAUAUUGUGAAGGCCGACGAUGGUACACCACUAAAGGAAGAAAAUAAUGGUCAAACUAGCAGUGUUAUUAAGCCACGUCAAGUUGGAAAGUUAAAUCCGUUGAAGUUAGUAAUCAUGUCUGCUAGUUUAGAUGCUCGGGGGUUUUCCGAGUAUUUUGGGGGCGCAAAAGCUGUUCAUGUUCAAGGGCGACAGUUUCCUGUGGAUAUUCUGUACACAGCCCAACCUGAGACAGACUGUUUGGAUGCAGCAUUAGUUACCAUAUUUCAGAUACAUUUGGAAGAAGGACCUGGUGAUAUACUUGUAUUUCUGUCUGGUCAAGAAGAGAUUGAAUCUAUCGAGGGUCUUGUGCGUGAAAAUCUUAAGAAGUUACCUGAAGCCAGUCAAAAACUUGUAAUCUUACCGUUGUUCUCUUCUCUUCCAUCAGAGAAGCAAAUGAAAGUUUUUGCACCAGCUGCGGUUGGAUUCAGAAAGGUAGUACUUGCAACUAACAUUGCUGAAACAUCAGUGACGAUACCCGGAAUCAAGUAUGUUAUUGAUCCUGGAUUGGUGAAAGUGCGUAGUUACUCUCCUGACAGUGGCAUCGAGUCUCUGAUUGUUGUUAAAACUUCAAAAGCUCAGGCUCUUCAGAGGAGUGGACGUGCAGGGCGUGAAGGACCUGGGAAAUGCUUUCGUCUUUAUCCAGAGAGCCGAUUUGAAAAACUUGACGAUUCCACAGUCCCAGAGAUCAAACGAUGCAACCUUUCAAAUGUUAUUUUGCAGCUUAGUGCUCUUGGUAUUGAUGAUAUACUUGGGUUUGACUUCAUGGAUAAGCCUGAUCGGAUGGCUGUCAUUAGAUCACUGGAAUCGUUGUACUUACUAGGGGCUUUGACGGACGAAAAAAAGCUAUCAGAUCCAAUUGGACACCAAAUGGCGCGUCUUCCAUUAGAGCCAAAUGAUUCGAAGGCCCUUAUUUUAGCUAGCCAGUUCGAUUGCUUGGAAGAAAUGUUAAUCAUUGUAGCAAUGCUAUCAGUGGAAUCAAUAUUUUAUGCUCCUCGUGAGAAGUUAGAAGAGUCAAAAACUGUUAUGAAAUCUUUCUCAAGCCCAGAGGGAGACCAUCUCACAUUGCUUAAUGUCUAUCGUGCCUCUCUUGAGUUUUUGGAGAAGAACAAGACCGAGAAUGGUGAUGACAAUGCUGAAAAGAAUUUAAAGAAAUGGUGCAAGGAUAACUUUAUUAACAGUCGUUCCUUAAAGCAUGCUCGCAACAUUUACAAUCAAAUCCGGGAGAAUGUUGAACGAAUGGAUCUUAAGAUUUGUUCAUGUGGAGAUGAUAUGCUUCAGCUUCGCAGGUGUCUUGCUGCUUCCUAUUUCCUGAAUGCCGCCCUGAAGCAACCUGAUGGUACAUACAGGGUUAUGGCAAAUGGUCAGAUUGCUGAGAUUCACCCAACUUCUGUUCUAAGACGUACAAAAUCGGAGUGCAUAAUAUUCUACAAUUUAGUUCAAACUACACGUAAUUAUGUGCGCAAUGUUACUAGAGUUGAUUAUUUGUGGCUAGCAGAGCUGGCCCCACAAUAUUAUACCUUGAAGGAUUAGUCACAUGGGAGGAGGCUUAUUUCUGGCUGAAAUUCAAUUAAAGCUCGGUAAAGGGUCUUCGUGGGUAUACUUCUAAACGGAAAAUAGAUGCUGUUGGUGAAUUCACAUGACAGAUUGCUUCCAUAUGUUGGAUCCCAAUGGCUCAUGUUGGCUUCCUUUGUGAUUUUUGCUUUUGUUCAUUAUGAUGAAAAAGAUGGCGGUGCAUUUUUGACGACAUGAGUAGAUGUAGUUAGAGCUGGGAUUAGAGAUCAUUUGAGUAUCACAGUCAUUCAAUUCAUUAAAGCAAAUGACUUGAAUUCUACAUUGCGUUUUGUAAUUAUUGUCUGCUCAAACUGUGAAGAACAUAACUGUGGUUACAAUUAUUGUUUUGAAUGUUAAGAAAUAUGCAUGUCUAAA